This is a messenger RNA of Schistosoma turkestanicum, 270 nucleotides long. The record is from the annotation of a GenBank genome assembly. NCBI's taxonomy places the organism in Eukaryota, Metazoa, Platyhelminthes, Trematoda, Strigeidida, Schistosomatidae.
AUGUAUCAGUCCAAUGCUGGAUGGAUAGCUAUCAAUUAUUCGGAACAAUUCAAAUUGUCAAAAAUGAGAAACUAUGCUUUAGGAACUAAAAGAGAAAAUAAAAUUUUACGAAAAUUACGACGUCCAACAUUAACACACGAUGAUAUUAACAUAAAAAUACCAACAAAUUUUGAUGCUCGAAUGAAUUGGUUAUAUUGUCCAUCGAUUCAAACAAUACAAGAUCAAUCGAAUUGUGGUUCAUGUUGGGUAAGUUUGGCAAAUAUCUAUUGA